Triplophysa rosa is the source of this 6173-nucleotide messenger RNA. RefSeq names its product phosphodiesterase 3B (gene pde3b). Gene Ontology annotation, cellular component: membrane. Bases 130 to 3387 code for a protein of 1085 amino acids. Gene Ontology annotation, biological process: signal transduction. Gene Ontology annotation, molecular function: protein kinase B binding; 3',5'-cyclic-AMP phosphodiesterase activity. The transcript has 16 exons. The record is from RefSeq and is a predicted model, not a curated record. Lineage: Eukaryota; Metazoa; Chordata; Actinopteri; Cypriniformes; Nemacheilidae.
AAAUGCCUGAGCACGUUUGAGUACGUUGAGUGACCAUGCAGCGCGUUCGCCGUCAUGUAGUGAAUCGUUGACCCGCCGAGGAUUUAUUUCGGAGGAAUGAAAGUUUAAAAAGCGUUAAAGGAGGACAACAUGGCUGUGCGGGAGGAAGGAGAGGUUUUGCACAGUAAAAUCAGACAGCACGAUGGUGUUGUCGGCAAUGCAAACAGCGCGGAGGGCUUCAGGAACGGCUAUGUGAAGAGCUGCGUCACUCCGUUAAAACAAGACCCUCCGAGGAGCUUUUUAUUUAACGUCUGUAGGUUUUGCGACGGGGAUAUCCUCAACUCCAAACUGUUCCGCGGCUCGGCUCCGUAUGUGGGAGCGCUGGCGGUUUUGGCGCUCUCCUUUUUAAUUUCCAAGAGCUUUCAAAGUGAACGCGGCGUUUCGGAGCUAACGUUACGGACUUUUCUGUUUGAUUUCUCCCAGUCCAUCAGCCCUUUAUUUAGCAUAGGCUGCGCUUAUUUCUUCCUGACCCUUUAUCUGAGGAGGAAAAAGAGGGAAAGCAGCAGCUGUUGGCUUUUGUCCUUACCAGCAUCAUGCUAUUUGGGGGAUUGGAUGGUUUUGCGCUUUUUGCAGUGGGGAGAAGAGCAGCAUCAGAUGCAGAUGAUGGGCAGGUUGCUGUUUGUGUUGGGCUGCGUGGGUCUGCUCACUCUUAUCCCCUCUCUCAAACUCAAACACAGCGUCCUGAUUCUGGUGUUCGCCAGCCUGGUGUGGCUGCUGUCCCUCACCAGCCUCGGCUGCCUGUCUCCGUCUCUCAGGCCGGUGCUGGCGUGUAUGGCGGGGGUCUCCGGGUCUUUCCUGGCGCUCUGUUUUGACCGCUAUUACCCACCGAGGGAGACGGCCAACAGGAUUCCCAACGCGGAGGAGAAAGUUCCCGUGAUCAGACCGAGGAGAAGGUCCAGCUGCGUUUCUUUAGGAGAAACGCCAAGCAGCUAUUAUGGCAGUUGUAAUAAGAUGCCCCGCAGACCUUCACUGCCGUGUAUAUCCAGAGAACAGAUGAUCCUGUGGGACUGGGAUCUAAAACAAUGGUACAAGCCGCAAUAUCAGGGUGCAGUGAGUGGGAACGGUGUAGAUCUGUCUGUGAUAAACGAAGCCAGGAAUCUGGUCUCAGAUCUGCUGGUGGAGCCCUCUCUCUCGCCCCACGUCCUCUCCUCACUGCGCAGUGUCAGCAGUCUCAUGGGAGCUUUCUCUGGGUCCUGCCGGCCACGGGUCAACCCCUUUACCCCAUUCCCUGGUUUCUACCCCUGUCAUGAAGUAGAUGAUACCUCAGAGAGAGGAGAGAGAAAGCCACUGAAGGGCAUGAGCAGCCGGAACAGCCUACCCACCCCUCAGCCGAGGCGCAGUUCAACCUCUUCUUCUCUUCCCCCACCGGAGACUUCCUCAUUACGCUGGGAACGCACCAAUGGGAAGAGAUCUCACUCUGAGCUCAGCAGCCCGAGUUGUGUCUCUAAUGGGCCGAAUAGCAACCUGCUGACUAUACCUAAACAAAGAUCCUCCUCGAUCACCCUCUCCUACGGCCACACCAGAAGACCAGGUGCCUCUCCCAGCCUGAGUCCCGUCAGUUCGCCGUCUCACUGUCCCCCUGCUGUUCCCGGCUCAUCUCUGGUCACACGCUCUCCGGUGGAGUUCCCCGACACAGCUGAUUUCCUCACCAAGCCCAGCAUCAGCCUGCACAAGCCGCUGAUCUUUACUCUGAGCUCACCUGAUUUUCAGCAGCAGUAUCGCAGCCCAGUCUCGACCCCCACGUGCACCAGUUGUGGCCGACAGAUGCUAAAGGGUGUGGCCAGUGUGGAGGUGGGCGAUCACCCAGCAGCCAAUGAGAUGCAAAGAACACGCUCAGCUGAAAGCGCUGAGUACGGAGCGGAAAACCUGAUUCGAGAGGAGAGCUUGGAGGCAGAGUCUCAGGAGGAGAGAUCCUCAGACACAGCGGGGGAGAAACCGAGCCAGCCCGAGGACGAGGAACAGACCUCCAGUCCCGAGCAGUCCUCACCGGAUCGUGAGGGAGGAGAGGAGUUCAAGCUGGACCCCAUGCUGUCGGAGCAUGAAGCUCUCAUGGAGAAGAUGGACACCUGGAACUUCCAGAUCUUUGAGCUGAUGGACAUGACAGGAGGGAAGACUGGCAGGAUUCUCAGCUAUGUGGCGUACACUUUGUUCCAGGACACGGGUCUGUUCGAGAUCUUCAAAAUCCCCGUCCGGGAAUUCAUGACGUACUUUUGUGCUCUGGAGAACGGCUAUCGUGAUAUCCCCUAUCACAACCGCGUCCAUGCCACUGAUGUCCUUCACGCAGUGUGGUAUCUAACCAGCCGACCAAUCCCGGGCUUUCAGCAGAUCCAUAAUGAACAUGUCACAGGAAGUGAUACAGAUUCAGACAGUGGAAUCUCUCCAGGCAGGGUGGCAUAUGCCACGUCCAAAAGUUCCUCUUUCUCGGAUGACAGUUAUGGCUGCCUGGCCUGGAAUGUCCCUGCGCUGGAGCUUAUGGCACUCUAUGUAGCAGCUGCUAUGCAUGACUAUGAUCACCCCGGUCGCACAAAUGCCUUUCUUGUAGCCACUAAUGCUCCUCAGGCGGUGUUGUAUAAUGACCGUUCAGUUCUGGAGAACCACCACGCAGCCUCUGCGUGGAGCCUUUUUCUUUCCCAGCCUGAGUUCAACUUCCUUGGCAACUUGGACCACGUUGAGUUUAAGCGCUUUCGAUUCCUAGUGAUCGAGGCCAUCCUCGCCACUGACCUGAAGAAGCACUUUGACUUCCUAGCUGAGUUUAAUUCCAAGGUUAAUGAUGUGAAUAGUCCAGGCAUCGACUGGACUAAUGAAAAUGACAGGUUGUUAGUGUGCCAAGUGUGCAUUAAGCUGGCAGAUAUCAAUGGGCCAGCCAAAGACCGCAGCCUUCACCUUAAAUGGACAGAGGGUAUCGUCAAUGAGUUUUAUGAGCAGGGUGAUGAGGAGGCCACUCUAGGAUUACCCAUCAGCCCCUUCAUGGAUCGCUCUUCGCCACAGUUAGCAAAGCUGCAGGAGUCUUUUAUUACGCACAUCGUCGGGCCUCUCUGCAACUCCUAUGAUGCUGCCGGUCUACUGCCAGGACAAUGGAUUGAUGAGGAAGGCUCAGACGAUGAAGAGGAAACGGAAGACAUUGAAACCGAAGAUGAAGAGCUGGAGGACGAUCUUGAACCAAAGAGAAGAAAAGGGCGACGUCGGUUGUUCUGCAACAUCAUGCAGCACUUAACAGAGAACCACAAGGUGUGGAAGAAAACUAUCGAGGAAGAAGAGAAGGCCAAAGAGCUGGAGAGCCCCAGCCUUCCUCCAUCCACCUCCUCUGACGUCAUCCAAGAGGAAGCCGAAGAGGAGGAGCGACAGUAGCAGGAGCAAGGUCAAGAAAUGAAGCUCGUUGAAGGGCUUAAAAAAGUGAAUGACCCCUCCCUCUUUUUACCUAAACACACACAUAUUGACACCCAGAGGAAGACCCCGUCGGAUCUUCCGCGCUGAAAUUAGUCACUGUGCCGACACUCUGAAACUAAUGCAGUUCACAUUGUGUUGAAAAAAAGGCCUUACUACUGUGAGAGGACCCUCGAUGGGAACCCCACUCCUAUGCACUUUCACCCCAUGGAGAAGCCGCAGAGAAUAAACACAGCUUUGAAGACUCCGAAUUGUGUCGUGAGAUUCAAAGGAGAGAAGAAAGCAGGCACGGUGAUGAGUCGUCCCGACUGUGAUGAGCUUUUAACUCUCCCGUAGGUACUUAUAAAGUCAAAUAUGUUGCAGGAGUGACUAGAUAAAGGAGACUAUGAUGUAGUUGACACCUGUUACCAAAGCGAACAGUUCAAUAAUAUGGAAAGACCGAGACUGAGGCCGUCUGAGGCUCAGUGUCAGGAAGCAUAACUCAAAAUGUGCCUGUCUGAACUUUUAGUAUAUACACAAUAUACAUUUAUUUUUAUUGUGGUCCAGAUAAUGGACUGUGUACGCUGCACUGUACGUGCAGUCCCCAAAUCAUGCUGGCGACACAAAACACUGUAUUACAGAGUCACCAAGUGGAAAUGCUGACAUUUUGACCGGAAAAAUGACCUGACUUAUGCAUCGUUUUGGAUGCUUUUUGUUCAUGUACAUCACCUUUCUGCAGUUUGUUUAUGUUGAUUUUUAUUUGCGUGUUUGUUUUCCAUUUGUGGUGUUUCUUUGGUUUUGUUUUUGUUUAAAGGAACGCCGAGUUGCCAAUUGAAUUUUCUCUAAAGUCCAUCUGUGGACGAGGCAUAGCGAACGGAACAGGAAAGCCGUUCAGAUGAAGGGACGUUUUUCCUUUUUUAUGUUGAAAUAGAUAUAUUUUUUCACAGUUACUCAGGAUUCAUGUGAAGGAUCAAUCCUCGUUUUGCGAAAAUUUAAGUCUGCGAUUUCACAAUGACUUGCACGUUCUUUUCAGAGGUGAAACGUUUCUAUUUUUUGUAUGAAGAACUUUAAAAUGAUUAACAAACUUAAGAUGCUCCCUUAAAAGUGCAGUGUACUGGAAAUUAACCCAUGUCCUUAUCUGCUGCUCCAGACCAGUAUAGCCAUGUUUAUUUUUUCCAAAGACCCCCUGAUAAGAAUUGGGAUCCAGCUGUGAAAAUGAACUGUUUGUUCGAGUUAUCACGUAUGUCAUAGACUGAACAUUGAUUUGGGGUUACUUUAUGUUUGGCAUUAUUUAAGAACACAGUCACAUGCUUAACGCGUAAUCUGGCCAGUGCAUAAAUCUAAUCUAAGGUUUCACACUUUUAUUUUAUAUUUUCUUAUUCUUCACCAUAAGGCAGGUUUAAUACUAAAAGUUCUAUAUAUUUUUGGUCUGAAGCAAGAACUCUAGGCAUUCCACUAGAAUAACGGUGGGAGUUUGGAGAGGGGAGAGAGACUGACUCGCUUUCGGCCUAUUCCUCUCUUCCUCACCUCACCAAAACUCAUUUGGUCUCUGUAGAAGUUCUCAAGUAGGCAGUGUAAAUCAAGCUAGUAUAUUUAAGAGAAUAUGAUAUUAAUGUGCACAUUUUACUACCAAACAAGUGUUUAACCUCUGCACAGAAAGAAUACUUGCAUAUAUAAAUAUAUAUAUAAUAUUAUAUAUUUUUUAAUUAAUCAGCAAUGCGUCUGUUUUCUACAUACAGCUGACAUAUAUUGUACAUUGAGAACAUGUAAUGAUCAUCUUGUUUCAGGAGUUUUUAAAAAUCUGAUGCUAUUUACAGAUGUGGAUGUGUUUGGCUAUUGUGUUUUUCAGUUUUUGGUUGAGAUUUGUUUUUUCUUUUUGGGUGCACUGUCUUCGUGUUCCUGCUCAUAACCACUCUUCGUCGCAAGCCCCUUCUAAAGAUUGCCGUUGGGAACCACGAGCUCCUAACGGCGACGCCAGAUGCCUCUCGAUCCCCCGUGUGGGUUUGCUCAUCAGUCACUUUUGGCCUGUGCUCAGGGUGUGUUCUGUGUUGGGGGCUUGUGUGCACCCAAAGCAGCUUGUGGUGCUCUCUCCCUCUGUCCAUGUUCAUCAUUUCUUGAAUCCAGGACUUCAGCAUCAUCAUCCCUCACCUCACAUCACUGAGCUCACCCCAGCUGUGCUCAAACGCACACCCUGAACGUCAUUCAGGUUGUGAAGGAGGGUAACGGCGGAUCAGAGCAUCGUCCACUCGCUCGACCAUGGACGGUACCUCGCUUUGGGGGUUCAUUGGAUCACAGUGACCUCUUAUGUUCUUGUCAUCAGUACUUGUACGAUGGCAUUCAACUUUUUUAUGUAGCAUUUAGAUAGCAAUGUCUGAUGUAACCAUUCAGCCUCUUCAGGGUUCUUGGGGAAAAUUGACUUUUUUUGUUAUUAUUUAUAGCUGUCAUAAAGCACCAUCCCUGAAUAAUAUUUCCUCUCUCUUUCUCUCUUGAUUUGUUUGCGUCAUGUUAUUGUCUGCUUUGUGAUAUUCAUUCUAGCACAUGUGUACAUGUUAUAGGAACCAUUGAAAAUUUUGUACAAUUUAGCGUUUUAUUGACGUCUAGUCAUAGUCAUAGUCAAAACUACUAAGUAAGGGGAUCAUGUAACAAAUGUUAAUUCCAAUAUUUUAGGAUCUCCAAAGUAACCUCCAUUUGCUCUCAAUAAACACCAUCAGACAUCACCUGGAUUUUUUAAAUGCAUUAAAGUGUUCCCGUAGCUCAGUUGGUAAAUGCGU